Molecule: messenger RNA, 1340 nt
Organism: Macrobrachium nipponense
Lineage: Eukaryota; Metazoa; Arthropoda; Malacostraca; Decapoda; Palaemonidae
Product: techylectin-5A-like
Exons: 4
Coding region: 147-920 (257 amino acids)
Source: RefSeq, a predicted model, not a curated record
GUUUAGAAUUGAAAGAACAAUAUUGUUGAUCUUUUAGGGCAUAUAAAGAGCAUCCUGAGGCGCAGCUUCUCAGUACGAUUCUGUUUUUGGUCGAAGUUCUGCACCACCCGUGUUUGAUCAUCUGAAAUUUACUUGAAAACUAGACGAUGUUUAUGACGCAAUGGAAAACAGCCUUAGUAGUGGCAUUGGUAUUAACCUUGAAUUUCGAGAUGGUUCCUGCUUUCCCAAAAUCUCAGAUUCUAUGGUUUGACGUCGGACCACAAAUUCGUAACUGCCGAGAUGUACAAAGACAAGGCAACACCACUAGUGGAAUCUACAUGAUUUUCCCCUACAAAUGUUGUCCUGAUGUCCCUCUUCAGGUCUUCUGUGACAUGGAGACAGAUGGUGGUGGAUGGACUGUCAUUCAACGUCGGGAUGACAUUGAACCAAGAGAAGACUUCUAUCGUACCUGGAUGCAAUAUGCCCUUGGCUUUGGUAACUUGAAGGGAGAAUUCUGGUUAGGAAAUGACAACAUCCACGCCUUAACGGAUCAGACGCUGAAUGAAAUAAGAUUCGAUUUAGCUGACUUUAAGGACAAUACAAGAUGGGCCAAUUACAAGUUCUUCUAUGUCCACGACCGAAGUUCGUCUUACAAACUGGAGGUUGUGGAAUUCAGUGGAGAUGCUGGUGAUGCCUUUACAACCCACAGUGGAGCGACGUUUUCGGCUAAAGACAUCGAUAACGAUGCACAUCCUACAGAAAGCUGUUCAGUUGUGUACAAAGGGGCCUGGUGGUACACGUCUUGCCAUGCAUCAAACCUUAAUGGGAAGUAUCUCUCUGGAAACCACACAUCCUAUGCCGAUGGGGUAAACUGGUCCGGAUGGCUUGGUCAUUAUUACUCUCUUAAGAAGACAGAGAUGAAAAUUAGACCUGUUUAUUAAGACUUGGAUUUUUCUUCUCGACAUAUUCAUCUAAAGGACAGAUAGCAGAAACUACUACCAUUAAUCUUCAUUUCGCUUAGCUCUUCUAACAUGUGCGUGCUAAAGAACAAAAAAAUAUCGUAUGAAGACAAGUAGACAUUAAUUCACAAAAGGUAUUCCUUUCGCCUUACUAAAAGUAGAGGAUAAAUAGGUUCUAGCAGUCAGUUACAUUUAUAGAAUAAUAGCAGACAUUUCUGUUAAAAUACAAUAAAAAAAAUCUACCCAUCUUUUCCCAAAACCUGUAAUGUUAUGAUGUGAAAGUUUACUUUUUAACUCAAGUAGCACAGACAAAACGUAUUAAUGCUGAUAAUAGUAAUGAUUAUUGUGAAAAUAAUAUGACCUAGAAACAUUAUUUUAAUAUAAUAAAGAGAAGGGAAAUUA